GGCCUCAGUUCUUCUCGAUCGCUCUUGGAGGAAGAACAAGUGAAGAAGAACGUGUUUUCGGGAUGAUUUUCUUUUUGGUCUGUUUGGCGGUCGCGCUGCUCAUGGUUUUGAUGCUGUUCAGCAUGGGGAGACCGAGAAAAUAUCCGCCAGGUCCCAAUUUCCUGCCCAUCGUCGGCAAUUACCUCGAGUACAGAAAACUGCUGCAGACCACCGGUUACCACCACCUGGUGUGGACGAAGCUGAGCGAGCGGUACGGCGAGGUGGUCGGUUUGAAGCUGGGCAGGAUGCUGACGGUGGGAGUGUUCGGCGCUGAAGCUAUCAAGGAGGUGUUCACCAGGGAGGACUUCGACGGCAGGCCGGACGGGUUCUUCUUCAGGUUGCGGACCUUCGGCAAAAGAUUGGGUAUCGUCUUCUCCGACGGCCAGCUGUGGAAGAACCAGCGCAAAUUCUCGCUGCAGCACCUGCGCAGCUUCGGCUUCGGACGCAGGGAGAUGGAGGAGAAGAUCCAGGAGGAGACGCGAUCGCUGAUCGAGAUCUUCAAGGGCAGCGCCGGAGAGGCCAUCUUCAUGCACAAAGCCUUCGACAUUUCCGUGCUGAACGCCCUGUGGGCCAUGAUGGCAGGCGAAAGGUUUGACAUCGAGGAUGCCCGGCUGAAGAAGCUACUGCAAAUUAUUCACGACGCUUUCCGCUUGGUAGAUAUAUCAGGAGGUCUGCUGAACCAGAUGCCCUUCUUGAGACACAUCGCUCCAGACGCCAUCGGGUACACUUUGAAUAAGGAGAUCUUGGAGAGAAUGUGGGCCUUCCUUGCGGAAACCAUAUCCGAACACAGGAAGACAGUGACACUAUCACAGCAACCUCGAGACCUCAUAGAUGCAUUUUUGCAAAAAAUGGAUAUUAAGAACGACGACAGCUUCACAGACGAUCAACUGAUGUCUUUGUGCCUUGACCUCUUCAUGGCUGGUGCAGAAACUACCAGUAAUAUGUUGGGGUUUGCCAUUUUGGUUAUGGUUUUAUAUCCGGAAAUCCAGAAAAAAGUACAGAACGAGCUGGAUCUAGAAGUAGGAAGAAAUAGAUGGCCUUGUUUGAGUGAUAGAAUAAGACUGAAAUACACCGAAGCUGUCCUCAUGGAACUACAGCGCAGAGUAACAGUCGCCCCUUUGGGCAUAGCACAUAGAGCAGUAAGAGACACCGAACUUUACGGGUAUAACAUUCCCCGGGACACCAUAAUCCUGACGAAUUUGUACAGCGUCCACAUGGACAAACAUUACUGGAAGGAUCCCAUGGAAUUCCGCCCAGAGAGAUUCUUGAACGAGAAAGGGGACCUGGUGGUUAACGAGAAACAUUACGUGCCGUUUGGUGGAGGAAAGAGGCGUUGCUUGGGAGAGACACUUGGCAAAGCUAAUAUCUUCAUGUUUUUCUCUACCGUUCUCCACAAUUUCCAUGUGGAGAAAGCUGACGACGUUGAACUCAAAUUGGAAGGUUAUGAUGGAGUGACUAUGGCUCCCAAACCGUUCAGAGUUAGAUUGAUAGCGAGAAAAGACUGAAAAAGAUAUUAUUAUUAAUUACCUAUAAUAUACCUAUAUUUAAAGAUACUAUAUUAAUUGUUUAGGU
Molecule: messenger RNA, 1611 nt
Organism: Phaedon cochleariae (mustard beetle)
Lineage: Eukaryota; Metazoa; Arthropoda; Insecta; Coleoptera; Chrysomelidae
Source: the annotation of a GenBank genome assembly